AUGAUAGAAGAAAGUAUAGAUGCCUGUGAUCGCAUCCGCAAACUGGCCUCGGUCCAGACCGUCUCGGAAAUUCUGCCCCAUCCCAACGCCGACCGGUUGGAAUUGGCCACGAUCCUGGGUUGGCAGGUGGUCGUUGCCAAGGCUGAAUUGAUACAAAAAGGCGACAAGGUGGUGUAUUGCGAAAUUGAUUCCAAAUUGCCAAGUACGGCCACAUGGCUUCCGGAAGCCGUCAAACGCCGCAUCGAAGGACAAAAAAAUAAAAAGGAUUGGUUUCAUGUCAAGACGGCAAUGAUUCGGGGACAGCUCUCGCAGGGUUUGAUAGUACUCAUGAAAGACCUUGAGGAAGAACUGGAAGAUGGCCAUGACAUGACUGCCAAACUUGGUAUUGAAAAGUAUGAUGAUGAAGAGACAGAAGAGUCAACUGGCGAUAGGAACAAGAUCAAACUGGCAGGAGGAAACUGUUGGAAACCCUUUCCCAAAGAGCUCGUUCCCAAAACAGAUGAGCCUCGGAUCCAGUCCAAUCCUUGGAUGCUGCAGUCGUUCAAAGAAAGCAAUUCACCAUACUAUGCCACGGUCAAAUUGGAUGGAUCGUCUGGGACCUUUCUGAUCGAUCCAAAGACGGAUGAAUUUUGGGUGUGUUCUCGGAACCACGUACGCUUCCAUCCAAAUUAUGGUGAUGAUUCUCCCAAAGUCAUGUGUCCGUAUUGGGAAGCUGCCAAGAAUGCCAAUUUGGAAGCCAAACUUCGCGAGCACAAUAAAAAUCUAGCCAUUCAGGGAGAAGUCUGUGGUCCCCGCAUCGCCAAGAAUCCACUGGGCCUUGACAGGAUUAAACUCUUUGUCUUUGACAUUUACGAUUUGAAAACUCGCCGGAAGCUACCCUUUGCGGAACUGGUGUCUACCUGUGUCAAAUUGGGUUUGACCAUGGUUCCAGUGGAAUGUGUGGGCGAUAACUCCAAUGUUACAGAGCACGUGUCGUCCAUUGGCAAUCUGUUGGAGGCGUCCAAAGGCAUUUACGAGUCGUCCGGCAACGUUCGUGAAGGUUUGGUACUCCGUUCGAUGGAUCAGAAAAUAUCCUUCAAAGUCAUUAACAACGACUAUCUCCUUGGAAAGAAAAGUAAGAAAAAGAAGUAA
This is a messenger RNA of Cylindrotheca closterium, 1131 nucleotides long. NCBI's taxonomy places the organism in Eukaryota, Bacillariophyta, Bacillariophyceae, Bacillariales, Bacillariaceae. The record is from the annotation of a GenBank genome assembly.